This is a messenger RNA of Apodemus sylvaticus (European woodmouse), 2127 nucleotides long. RefSeq names its product 1-aminocyclopropane-1-carboxylate synthase homolog (inactive) (gene Accs). Gene Ontology annotation, biological process: biosynthetic process; amino acid metabolic process. Lineage: Eukaryota; Metazoa; Chordata; Mammalia; Rodentia; Muridae. The record is from RefSeq and is a predicted model, not a curated record. The transcript is spliced from 16 exons. Gene Ontology annotation, molecular function: pyridoxal phosphate binding; transaminase activity. Bases 300 to 1811 code for a protein of 503 amino acids.
CACCCCUCUGUUCCUUUCCCAUUUCUGAGUUCAGACUCCAGAUUCUGGCAGACAGGGAAGUGCUGAAGACCCGAGCUUCCUCUUUGCGACCAGGAGGCAGGGCACGGACUCCUUCACUGUGUUCCCGCCAGAUUGCUAGGGGGCAGGCUGCUCCCGUGUCACGGAAGUCCCGCCCCGAGAAUACCGCGCGUGAAAACCAAAGGUCCAAAUUCCCACCACCAACUGCUCCUGACCACCCAUCACCCAAGAGGCCCAGAACCAGAUCUGCUUGGGAAUUAGCCUGGUGUUUUGAAAUUGAGAUGUUUUGUCUUCCUCAGAUGGAAUCCACAGCACCUGCUACCCGCGCAGGCUCAGCCUCCACUCAGGACAUGGAAAGUGCCUAUGGUGAUGGCCUGCAAGGAGAAUGCCUCAGAAAACCAGACCGGAAGCAGCCCAAACUCUAUGGAGUGGGUAACCCCACAGCCAUGUUCUCCUCUGACAGCUCCUGCCUAUCCUUUCGAGGAAGAGUCAUCAAAUGGUUCUGGGACUCGGCAGAGGAGGGCUACAGGACCUACCACAUGGAUGAGUAUGAUGAGGACAAGAACCCCAGUGGCAUCAUUAACUUAGGCACCAGUGAAAACAAACUCUGCUUUGACCUUCUGUCCUGGCGGCUGACACAGGGUGACAUGCUCCGUGUGGAGCCAUCUCUGCUGCAGUACCCUGACUGGAGAGGACAUCUGUUCCUCCGGGAAGAAGUGGCAAGGUUCCUGUCUUUCUAUUGUAAGAGCCCAGCACCCCUCAAACCAGAGAAUGUGGUUGUUCUGAAUGGCUGUGCCUCUCUCUUUUCCGCUCUGGCCACAGUGCUGUGCGAGGCAGGUGAGGCUCUCUUGAUCCCCACGCCUUACUACGGAGCCAUCACCCAGCACGUCUAUCUCUAUGGCAACAUCCGACUGGCUUAUGUCUACCUGGAUAGCAAGGUAACUGGACUGAAUACACGUCCUUUCCAGCUCACCGUAGAGAAGCUGGAGAUGGCCCUGCAAGGAGUUAAUUCUGAGGGUGUCAAGGUCAAAGGCCUCAUUCUCAUCAACCCCCAAAACCCUCUGGGUGAUGUCUACUCCCCUGAAGAGCUGCAGGACUUUCUGGGAUUCGCCCUGCGGCACAAGCUGCAUGUGAUCAUGGAUGAGGUUUACAUGCUGUCUGUGUUUGAAAAGUCUCUUGGGUACCGCAGUGUCCUCAGCCUGGAAAGGCUGCCUGACCCCCAGAGGACCCACGUGAUGUGGGCCACCAGCAAGGACUUCGGGAUGUCUGGGCUUCGCUUUGGUGUACUGUACACAGAAAACCAGCACGUGGCUACUGCCGUGGCCUCCCUCUGCCGCUAUCAUGGUCUCAGUGGCCUGGUCCAGCACCAGAUGGCACAGCUGCUCCGGGACCAUGAUUGGAUCAGCCAGGUGUACCUGCCAGAAAACCAUGCCCGGCUCAAGGCUGCCCACGCCUAUGUUUCAGAGGAGCUCAGAGCCCUGGGGAUCCCCUUUGUGAGUCGUGGGGCAGGCUUCUUCAUCUGGGUUGACUUGAGAAAGUACCUGCGCGAAGGCACCUUUGAGGAGGAGGCCUUACUCUGGCGCCAUUUUUUGGACAACAAGGUGCUACUGUCCUCUGGUAAGACCUUUGAGUGCAAAGAACCUGGCUGGUUCCGCGUGGUCUUCUCGGACAAGGAGAACCGGCUCCGCCUGGGAAUGCAAAGGAUGCGGCAGGUGCUUGAAGGGAGGAAAUCUCAAGUGGUAGAAGAUGCCUUUCCCUGUCACACGCAGGAGCCACAGAGCCAGCCCAGAUGAGCGGGCCAUUGCUUCUCAAGCAGUCACUGUUCCAGUGACCAGGCCCUGCAGGGCCACGGGGGACUGACUGUGCAUGCGCCAUUUGUCAGUGGGAUUCACGACUUUGGCCUCGAAGGACUGUUUCCUGCCCUCAGCUGGCAGUGGGAGCCCAUUUAAACUGAUAUUCUUCGGGGGCUGCUGCUGUCCUGCUUUCAACAGGAUUUGGAUCAGCGGGAUGACCGUUGUGAAGAGUGAUGAGUAUGGAGAGUCGUGACUGCUCCUAAUUACAGCUCCUUUCUAGGACACGAGUAAAAAAGCAAUUGCUCAUUCUUUGUGA